Messenger RNA from Tripterygium wilfordii, 787 nucleotides. RefSeq lists its product as uncharacterized. Bases 30 to 467 code for a protein of 145 amino acids. The transcript has 3 exons. NCBI's taxonomy places the organism in Eukaryota, Viridiplantae, Streptophyta, Magnoliopsida, Celastrales, Celastraceae. The record is from RefSeq and is a predicted model, not a curated record.
AUGUCAUCAAUUCAUUUCAUUGAUAUUAUAUGUGUAUAUAUAGACUUAACAUACUGAAGGUUCAUUGCAAAACCAUGAAGACUUCACGGGGGCUGAGUUUGAGACCUUCUGGUCCACGCAGUACAAGCCUCAAAUUUGUAUCGCUCAAGAGCAGGAAAUCGCAUUUGCAGAGGAGGAAAAUAAAGGGUAAGAUAAAGCAGUUAAGGGUAGAGAUGGCGGAGAUCAGCGAGGAUCAUAGAUGUAUCAGAGAGGGUCAAAGGAAAGUGAGAGAAAGGCUUGAGGAGAUACAGUCACAACGCAAGAAGCUCUGGCAGGAAACAGAGCUUAUUGCGAAAGAUAGCAUUACCAUCCAAAUGAAGCUAAAUUUUAUGUUCAAAAUCAUUAAAGCAAGAGCUCAAAAUGACUAUGCUUUGGUUUCUCAACUCACUCGCUCUCUCCGGGAUUUGAUAUCCAAGCCAAACCAAUGAAACUUCCUUUGAGGACUAUGAUGGACAAUCUUGAGGAGUAUUCAUAUAUAUAUAUAUAUACACCAGCAGCGUUGCGAAGGAGUUUUAUGGAUAUGGUAUGCUGGAAAUGGCGUGAACUAAAAAUAAAAGACUAUUGUGAGUCUUACAUGUCAAACGAGUAUGAAUUUGAUUUAGUAAGAAAUGUAAAAGAUUGUGUUUGUAUUGUAAUAUCAUAUUCAAUUGUUAUCGAGCUUACACAGAUGCUUUGCAUCGAUCCCCUGCCAUAGUCUCUACAAUAUUCGAUUUGAUGCAGAACGAAAAUAAUUUCACGAGUCGUCCAA